Molecule: messenger RNA, 759 nt
Organism: Sclerotinia borealis F-4128
Lineage: Eukaryota; Fungi; Ascomycota; Leotiomycetes; Helotiales; Sclerotiniaceae
Source: the annotation of a GenBank genome assembly
AUGCCCUUUGAACUAUCGGCAAGGAGAGAAAAGCCAAUUGAAACGCCCGUCAGAUAUACUCUCGGAAUUGAAAUUGUCAGUCUCAUCGUCGGACCGAACCGAACAGAAGUUACAGUGCACAAGAGGCUCAUAUGCGACUCCUGCGAUUACUUUCGAAAAGCUUUGGAUGGGCCAUUCUUGGAAGGAGUCGAGGGAAAAAUCUACUUUACAGAUGACAGCUCGGAUGCCCUCUACUUGUUGUCGGAGAAAUGGUGCUUUUACGAUCUUGGAAAUGUUGUUAUCGAUGUUAUUAUACAGUUCUUUUGGAUAUCGGACCGUACACCCAGUUAUGUCAACCAUUUACUACCAGAAGUGGUCAGUCACAUUUGGAGCCACACUGAAGAGCAUUCGCCAUUGAGAGGACUUUGCAUCAAGAGAUUAGCCUGGAUUCAUCACGAUGAUUAUAGACUUAACAUCAUUCCUGGUAGAGAAAGGUUGAGGCAGCUUUGGAUUGUGUGUAAAGAUCACAGCAGCUUCUUUGGGGACACCUUUGCAUAUUACCAGAACUUGACUCGGGAGAAUAUGCCACCGAAUCCUGGUCGUAUACAAGAGAGCAGAUAUUCCUGCGACUCAUGGAUAUUUGAUUUUUGUUCGUAUCAUCGUCAUAACAAGGGAGAGGAAUGUAUAAAACCGAUGGCAACCGAGGAAAUGAUACAGGAUGAUGAGCCUGAGUAUCAUGACUAUUUUGCCGACAUGACUGUUGCUGAAAGUAGAGAAUGA